GCUGAAAUUUCGGCAAAAUGGACUAGCCUGAUGCAUAAUAUUUUUAAUCAGAUUUUCAAGGUGCGUUUGAAUUCAGAACUCUUUUUUUUCCAGUUUUUCACAGUGUAUAUACAAUACAUGUAUUUUAGGUCAAACAGAAAAAAACACAAGUUUGAGGAGGGUCUUUUGGAGGAACUCAGUGUUUUUACAGCAUUUAGAGCAAAUCAGUGAAUCAUUUUCACCACCUGCUGUUUCACAUAUUUUUUUUUUUUUUUCAGUUGAAAAAAAGAGUAGAAAGUUUUUCAACAGCAACUCCACACACCACCACACAGAAAGUCAGCUAGAGAUGUCGGGAGUCCUGACAUGGAUCAAUAUCUGCGUCCUACUUCCUGUGACCAUACUGUUCUUCUGCUCUGUGUGUUGUGCGGGGCAAAGAUAUCAGGUUCCUGUUAACUAUUACACAAACCUCAUCCUCUCCAUUCUAAUCUAUCGCAGCGUGACGUUCUUUUGGUGGGAGAUACUGCAUGGCACCAUUGCAUGUUUCAUUUUCUAUUAUGCUGUGACGGCCAGUCUUUACUUCAAGUUGUGCAUUGCUCUGGAAAGGUACCAGUGUGUGUGUGUGUGUGUGUGUGUGUAUUGCAUGUCUCUGAAUAUUAUACUGAACUAUGAAGCAUUGUUACGUAUAAGUAUUGUUAGUAUUGUUAUGGUCUGUACUCUGAUAAUCUCUUUUUUGUGUUGCAGGUAUUGUUUCAUCGCCUGCCCACUGUUGGACUGCUUCAGACAAACUGAGGGUUCUGUAGUGAUCUGUGUUCUGGUCUGGGUCCUUUGUGGUGUUAGUGUUGCUCUUGCUAUAUUUUUAUAUGAAUUUGUACGUUUAAUUAUUUAUGCCGCCCUCCCUGCCCCCCUGUUCAUCUUCUGUCUAGCUGGGACACUUAAAGCUCUGCCUGCUGCCACCUCAGUGCCCACUGAAGAAAAACGAAGAACUGUAGGAACCUUGGUUCUGUUGCUGCUUAAUUACUUUCUCAUAAACCUUCCUGCAGUCACUCUAUUAACUUUGAACUUAGGUCGACGCUUCCCUGGAAGACUUACUGAUUUUAUUUUUAUGAUCUUAUUUCUGUUUAGUUCAUUGUUGGACUUGAUUCUGUUUGCCUUCAUGCGUAAAGGACCCAUUGACAGGCUGCUGGCACGUCUGUGCUGCUGCAGUAUGGAGAGCAACAACACAGGAGAUGUGACUGAUGUUAGCACAGACAGGUCAGAUCAUGUAGUCAGAGAUGAAGGAAAAGAGGAAAGAGGAUCCCAUGACAGGAGAGAUGGUGAGGAAUUAGAAAGUGUGAGAUAAGUAAACACCAUCCUUUCCUAAUAUUUGUCAGCUGUCCCCUCAGACUGUCAAUCACUUAAAAUCCUGUUCUUUGCACCUGCUGAGAGUAACAGGAAACAAUGUUUUGUUGAGUAGUUGAAUGUUGUAAAUGAAAAUGUACAAAUUAUUUUGCAGUUUAUUCUAAAUGGCGGCAUGGUGGUGCAGUGAUUAUGUCACAUAUUUUUUCUGUCCUGUCCGACAGUGUAGCAAUCAGGAUUGUUGUCUGAAGGACAAAAAAACCCAAACAAAUUUACAUUCACAAAUGGAGCAUUACGGCCUUUGCUAUAGUGCUCCACUUGAUAGUCUAAUGUUAUUAGGACUUUAUCAGGAUUUUUUAUUUGGGGUUAUUAUAACCGCAAGACACAAGGGUGUGGGACAGAAAAGAAAACAAGAAAGAAAGUAAUGAUUGGGAGAAAGUUAACAGCAGGAGAAGGAGAGAGAAAGCUAAAAUAACUUUAGUUUUCAGUCACAGUAGCAUUUGAAUUUCCUCUGAUCUAUUCAGUUAUGACAGUGUAUAAAGUAUUAUUAAUAAUAUUGUUGUUAUAUGUUAAUGUGGUUGUGUUUUUUAAAGGUGCAACAAAGUUUUUUGUGUUUUGUAAGCUGGUUAAAUUUCUUUGAAGCUGUGUUGGUGAAAUAAAAAAAAUAUAUUGAAAAGAAAGAAAUUAGUUGUUCAACUUUUUGCAAUUACAAGAAGUUCAUCUAAAGACAAACAGGACUUCAUUUUGCUAGUUUCAUAAAGAUGUCAGAGAGCAUAAAAAUCAACAAGAAGACUAAUCUGUUGGUGUGAUCAGUGACUGCAGUAAAACCUACAUUGAUGCAUUUAUGGUGUCAGUUGAUAGGCUGACUGUAUCCUAAGACUUUAAACUAUCAACCCAUUACAGAACCAUAUAGAAGCCUCUUAUAUCAUUUUAGGACCCUAGUCAUGUAGGUUAUUUUAAGUAAUUAAAAAAACUUCAAUAAAAAUUGAAGCCAAUGAAGGGAAACAAGAAAACUUGUGUGAGCACAGGAUAGUUUUGUUAUUGGUUUAGCUGCUUAA
Messenger RNA from Oreochromis aureus, 2372 nucleotides. RefSeq lists its product as uncharacterized. Gene Ontology annotation, biological process: positive regulation of Rho protein signal transduction; phospholipase C-activating G protein-coupled receptor signaling pathway. The transcript has 2 exons. The record is from RefSeq and is a predicted model, not a curated record. Gene Ontology annotation, molecular function: G protein-coupled receptor activity. Lineage: Eukaryota; Metazoa; Chordata; Actinopteri; Cichliformes; Cichlidae. The coding region runs from base 326 to 1318 and encodes 330 amino acids. Gene Ontology annotation, cellular component: membrane.